Molecule: messenger RNA, 2231 nt
Organism: Oncorhynchus keta (chum salmon)
Lineage: Eukaryota; Metazoa; Chordata; Actinopteri; Salmoniformes; Salmonidae
Product: CXXC-type zinc finger protein 1-like
Exons: 14
Coding region: 168-2231 (687 amino acids)
Biological process (GO): positive regulation of DNA-templated transcription
Cellular component (GO): Set1C/COMPASS complex
Molecular function (GO): zinc ion binding; DNA binding
Source: RefSeq, a predicted model, not a curated record
CCGGAAGCAACCAUUUUCUGCAGAUGUUUUGAACCAAAAUCGUGCUAAAUCAAAACAUCUAAAUGUGAAAUCAAAUGUUUUAUUUUCUCAUGCAUUGGUUGGACAUUAUUUCUCUACUCUACCCGGCUUUUCUGUAAGUGUCUCGCCCAACGCGAUCCCCAGUCAUCAUGGACAGUGAGGUAUCAGCCCUCGACCCAGCCCCUGACAGACCUAUUGGACCUAUGAUGGAGGGGGGAAACGCACCUGUCUACUGUAUCUGUCGCAGACCUGACAUCAACUGCUUCAUGAUUGGUUGUGACUGCUGUAACGAGUGGUUUCAUGGUGACUGCAUCGGCAUAUCAGAGAAGGCAGCUAAAGUCAUCCGGGUGUGGUACUGUGGGAAAUGUCGUGCCAAAGACGGGACCCUGGAGAUAAAGUAUCGUCCCAAGAAGACCAAGGAGAAGACGGACAAGGAGACGGGAGACCGGGGGAAGAAGGAGACGGGAGACCAGGGGAAGAAGGAGACGGGAGACCAGGAGAAGAAGGAGACGGGAGACCAGGGGAAGAAGGAGACGGGAGACCAGGAGAAGAAGGAGACGGGAGACCAGGAGAAGAAGGAGACGGGAGACCGGGGGAAGAAGGAGACGGGAGACCAGGAGAAGAAGGAGACGGGAGACCAGGAGAAGACGGAGAAGGAGACGGGAGACCAGGAGGAGAAGGAGACGGGAGACCAGGAGGAGAAGGAGACGGGAGACCAGGAGAAGACGGAGAAGGAGACGGGAGACCAGGAGGAGACAGAGAAGCAGCAUCACACUCCAGACCUGAAUAUAGAACACCGCCGAGGUUCACGGGUGAAGCGUUCGGCCCGUAUGUGUGGAGAGUGUGAGCCGUGCAGGAGGACUGAGGACUGUGCUCAGUGUGAUUUCUGUAAAGACAUGAAGAAGUUUGGAGGACCCAAUAAGAUCAGACAGAAGUGCAGGCUCCGGCAGUGUGACGUUCGAGCUCGGAAAAUGCUUCGUGUAAAAGAUGAGGAGUUUGCCCUGUCUGGUCGGGGGGCCAGAGGGAGUCUGAGAAGAGGAGGGCCUCUGUUUGAUGACUACAGUGAGAAUGAGAUGGAGCUCUACCAGCAGUACAAGGCUGCAGGCUACGAGGAUAACAAUAUGCCAUGGCAUAGUGAUGAUGAGGAAGCGGCCUUUGACCCCGUGCAGCGGAAGAGGGCUGUGAAGGUCAAGCACGUCAAGAGACGAGAGAAGAGAUGGGACAAGAAGGACAAGAAAGAGAAAGAGGUGCGUCGCCACAAGCAGAAGCAGAAGUACCGUGAGCGACUGAAGCACAGUGAGAGGGGUGGCGGGGGCGGGGGCGGCGGCGAGGCUCGGGGGGACAGUGGUGGAGGAGGAGGGGGGAUGAGACAGUGUUUGGGACCAGGGUGCGUGGACGUCGCCAGGGCCGGCUCCAAAUACUGCUCAGAGGACUGCGGCAUGAAACUGGCUACCAAUCGUAUCUAUGAGAUCUUGCCUCAGAGAAUACAGCAGUGGCAGCAGUCUCCCUGUAUAGCCGAGGAGCAGGGCAAGAGGCUGCUGGAGCGAAUCAGGAGAGAUCAGCAGUCAGCCCGCCUGAGACUCACGGACAUGGAGAAACGCUUCCACGAGCUGGAGGGGAUCAUCGCCAAGGCUAAGCAACAGGUGGUGCAACAGGACGAAGAGGUGAAUGAGGCAGAAGGGGACACAGACACAGACCUGCAGAUAUUCUGCGUGUCCUGCAGUCACCCCGUCAACCCCAAGGUGGCGCUAAGACACAUGGAGAGAUGCUACGCUAAGUAUGAGAGCCAGACCUCCUUCGGCUCUAUGUACCCCACGCGCAUCGAAGGUGCAACCAGACUGUUCUGUGACGUAUACAACCCUCAGAGUAAAACCUACUGUAAGAGACUGCAGGUGUUGUGUCCUGAACACUCCAGAGACCCCAAGGUUACUGUGGACGAGGUCUGUGGCUGUCCCCUGGUGAGAGACGUCUUCCAGCCCACAGGAGAGUACUGCCGGGUGUCGAAGCGCAAGUGUAACAAGCAUUACUGCUGGGAGAAACUGAGGAGGGCUGAGGUGGACCUGGAGUGGUACAAGCUGGACGAGCUCUUUGAGCAGGAGAGGAACGUCCGAACAGCCAUGACCAAUAGAGCAGGUCUCCUGGCCCUCAUGCUGCACCAGACCAUCCAGCACGAUCCUGUUACCACCGACCUCCGCACCGCCAAGGAUAGGUAG